Salvia splendens (bonfire salvia) is the source of this 2169-nucleotide messenger RNA. Its product is annotated as transcription factor PCL1. The transcript has a single exon. Gene Ontology annotation, cellular component: nucleus. Gene Ontology annotation, biological process: regulation of DNA-templated transcription. The record is from RefSeq and is a predicted model, not a curated record. Lineage: Eukaryota; Viridiplantae; Streptophyta; Magnoliopsida; Lamiales; Lamiaceae. Bases 161 to 967 code for a protein of 268 amino acids. Gene Ontology annotation, molecular function: DNA-binding transcription factor activity; DNA binding.
AAACCACAUAUUUUAAUCCGCCCCAACCCCACACCCACCGCCUCUCUUCCCUUCUCCCUUAUUAAUCCAAUCUUUAUCUCUCUCCCAAACCCAAAUCAAAAUCAAAAUCAAAAUCAAAAUCAAUCAAACUUGUUAUUGAUGUGAUUCAAUCCCUAAUUCCAUGGGCGAGGAAGUGAAGCUUGACGAAUCCACCGUCUCCGACUGGGAGGCCGGCCUCCCCUCCGCCGCCGAUCUCACCCCCUUAUCUCAGUGCUUGAUCCCACUCGAAUUAGCCUCCGCCUUCCAAAUCUCCCUCGACCCUCCCCGCACCGCCGUCGACGUCGUCCGCGCCUCCCGCACCACGCUCUCCUCCCUCCGCUCCGCCAAUUUCUACCCGCUCGCCGACGAUCCCGACGCCGACGACGGAUCCGACCCGAAGAAGCCCCGCCCCGCUGACGACAACAACUGCGCCGCCGCCAAGACGCUGAAGCGCCCCCGCCUCGUGUGGACCCCGCAGCUUCACAAGCGGUUCGUGGACGUGGUGGCGCACCUAGGGCUGAAGAGCGCCGUGCCGAAGACGAUUAUGCAGCUGAUGAACGUCGAGGGUUUGACUCGCGAGAAUGUCGCCAGCUAUCUCCAGAAAUACAGGCUGUAUGUGAAGAGGAUGCAGGGUUUGUCCAACGAGGGGCCUUCCCCUUCCGGGCAUCUCUUCGCUUCCACGCCGCUUCCUCCGCAGAGCCUCAAUGAGUCCUCCAGCCAUGGUCCAAACAGAAGUCAUUGCAGUGUUGGUAACGGAAGCAGUGUGGGGAUGCCAAUUCCGAUGCCACCGCCACAGAUGAUGGGAAUGCUACACGGCUACCAUGGACACUAUCAGCAGUAUGGUGGUGAAAAUGGUAUGAAUAUGAUGCAGCAGCAGAGGGAUUGGUCUGCCAAUAAGUAUAAUGGUUAUUCACAGCAUCACAUGGCUCAAAAUAAUAGCAAUUGUUAGACAGAGAAUAAAGCUAGCGAGUUCUUCUUCUCUCUUGUGUUCUUUGGAUUACUGUCUUGAUAAUAGUUUUGUGCAUUGUUGAUUGUCAUCUUCUUUGCUGAUUCAAAGCUGGUCAUACAGGGUCUGGUGGAUUCAUUGCCUUGGGAAUGUUCUGGUAGAUGUCUCAGUUUGUUAGAUGAGUUUUGUCUUAUGCUUACUAAUACUAAUAGGAACUUGUUAAUGUAGUGUAUAGCUUGUUUCUUUGAAGACCCAAAAUCAAGGUUCUUCUAAAAGAAGAAACCUAUAGCAUUUCAAAAGUACUGGAUGCCACUGUAUAAUCCUUGUAUAUUCUUAUUUUAUACUCCCUCCGUCCCAUAGAAAUAGGCUAAUUGGGAAUGGUAUUGGCUUUAAUACGAAUUGGUAAAAUACGAGGGAAGAAGAAAAAAUAGUUGAAAUAAUGUACUCCCUCCGUCCCCCCAUUAACUGGGACCGGUUGACUUGACACGAGUUUUAGGAAAUGUAGUGAAAAGUGGGUGAAAAAGUUAGUGGAAUGCGGUUCUACUUUUAUAUAUCAAUUUUAUAAUAAAAUGUGAGUGGAAUAAGUUAAUGGAACGUGGGGUCUAUUACCAAAAGUAGUACUCAAAAAGGAAGGGUGUCAAUUAAUGGGGGAAGGAGGAAGUAGUGGACAGUGGGACCCAUAAAUGAUAAAGUAAAAGUGAAGGAGAAAGAGUUGCCAUAAAUGGUUAUAGACUAAUUGUAUGGGACGGACGAAAAAGGAAAUUUGGCCUAUUUCUAAGAGACCUGAGGGAGUCUAUUGCUGGAGUCAUGAAUAUGAUAAAUGAAAUUAUUGAUCUAUACUGUUAAUUAGGAUUUCAUACAUGGAUUGUUGAUGCUUUCAGUGAAAUAAUUUUCAUCAACUAUAGUCUUAAAGUCCAUGACGCCCUGAGCUUGCAGGUAUAGAUCUUUUAUCUGCCUAAAUAUACUCGAUCGUGUUUCUAUUUGGAACAUAAUAUUAGAUAUCCCCUUUCUUGGAGAUUUUCCGUGUAUUAAUCCUUUGAGCUUUGUGGACAUAUAGUUUGCAAUUGAAAUUUUAUGUGAGUUACAAUCUCAGGUCAUCUUUCAUCUAUCUUUACCUUGAGUUAUGUUUUCCAUUUCCUAUACUUCUCUUAAGAAAUGUAAGAUAUUCCAUGAUCAUCUAAUGUAGCAUUUGGUCCUCCUAUAAA